UUUUACAUAUCAAGCUACAUACUCUUUUCUUUUCUCUCUCCAAAGCACUUAGAUUAUCAUCUCUCUUUUCUUAUUGCACAAAACUAUAGUGUUAGUGUAAUUUAAGAAUUUGGAGUAUAGUAUUCUUCUCCAAUAUGUCUGAUAACACUUUUUAUCAUGAUUACAUGGGAAUUGGUGGAGGGAUCAAUACAUUUCCUUUCUUUGGUGAAAAUCCCUCAAAUUAUGACCAACCAAUUAUUCCAAAUAUUCAAAAUCCAAAUUAUGAGCAUCAACAACAAUUUGUUCCUUCUUCUUACACGACUCUCACUGAGUGUUUACAUGGCUCUAUGGACUACAACACUCUAUCAAGUGCUUUUGGCAUGUCUUGUUCAUCAUCCUCUGAACUUGUUUGUCCACACGUCGAUAAUCAAGACUCUACUAGAAAAAGUAGUGUCUCUGCUACUAUAAAACCCGUCUUAGAUUCGCCUCUGGAAGAUCAAACGAACAUUGAAAUCUCACCAACGCCAAAUUCUUCGAUAUCUUCUACUUCUAAUGAGGCUGGAGGGCAAGAAGAUUCUUCAAAAAUCAAGAAACAUAUUCAAGAAAAAGGGGGUCAAGAAGAAGGAGAAGACAAGUCUAAGAAAGAGUGCAAAGCAAAAAAGAAAGGAGAAAAAAAGGAAAAAGAACCAAGAUUUGCCUUCAUGACAAAGAGUGAGAUUGACAAUCUUGAAGAUGGUUAUAGAUGGAGAAAAUAUGGACAAAAGGCAGUGAAGAACAGCCCUUUCCCAAGGAACUAUUACAGAUGCACAACUCAAAAGUGCAAUGUGAAGAAACGUGUGGAAAGGUCAUAUGAAGAUCCAUCAAUUGUGAUAACUACAUAUGAAGGCCAACACAACCAUCAUUGUCCAGCAACUCUUAGGGGAAAUGCAUCCUUUUUAUCUUCAUCACAUUUUAUGCCUAAUUUUCCUCCACAACUAUUUUCCCAAAUGCUAAUUCCACCAAUUAGCAAUCAAAAUCUCCUCAUUACUUCUACGGCCUAUAAUAAUAAUAAUAAUAACAAUUAUUAUUACCAACAACAACAACAUCAAGGUUCAGAAUAUAGUCUAUUUGGUGGAGGCACACAAGAUGCAUCAUGGAUCCAAAAACAAGAGCCAUCUUAGCUUACUACAAGAAAUUAGGUUUUCGUGGCGAUUGUGCUCAAUUAAAUCUUCUUCUCUGAAGCAUUCAAAGAAAAUCAAGAUUGACUUAGUCGAUCGAAUGUUGUCAGAAAUAUUAUCUCCUCUAGUAGAGACUACACUUCCACGAAUUUUGUACGAAUUUCAAUUUUCUUUUAAGAAAAACGAAAUUCAUUUUCUUAUAGUGUAGACUAUUUUUAUACCUGUUUGAAUUUAAUUUGGUUUUCAUUGUGAUUGAUUCGUAAUUAUCGCGACAAAAGGUAAUAGUUUCAGUGGCAAUCUUGACCGGUCGCCAAUGAAAUUUACAUCAUAGUGGCGACUACUUUUAGUCCGCCAUGAAUUUGUAAGAUAUCUCCUCCUUUUUUCUAAUAAAUUCAAAA
Solanum dulcamara is the source of this 1534-nucleotide messenger RNA. Its product is annotated as WRKY transcription factor 71-like. The transcript is spliced from 3 exons. Lineage: Eukaryota; Viridiplantae; Streptophyta; Magnoliopsida; Solanales; Solanaceae. The record is from RefSeq and is a predicted model, not a curated record. Gene Ontology annotation, molecular function: sequence-specific DNA binding; DNA-binding transcription factor activity. Bases 135 to 1139 code for a protein of 334 amino acids. Gene Ontology annotation, biological process: regulation of DNA-templated transcription.